Messenger RNA from Fomitopsis serialis, 717 nucleotides. RefSeq lists its product as uncharacterized. NCBI's taxonomy places the organism in Eukaryota, Fungi, Basidiomycota, Agaricomycetes, Polyporales, Fomitopsidaceae. The record is from RefSeq and is a predicted model, not a curated record. The transcript is spliced from 5 exons. Bases 1 to 717 code for a protein of 238 amino acids.
AUGCCCUCUGCCGUCUCUUCCAUCGCGGCUCGGGAUCAUCUAAGGGGAAGCAGAAGGCGACUCAGCUGGGUCCAGAUGAACCAGAGAAAGCCUACACAUGUGACUGCGCUCAGCGUUGUGGAUCAACGCCAACUCCGGCAAAUGCUCCUCGCACAGUGCUCCAGUGGCUGGUCCUUCACGAGAACACGGUUCAGGCAAUCACCCUACAGGGUCAAUGGGACGAAGUGCAAAUUCGGUGAAGUGGAACGACUACAGCCCGACAUCCAGGAUAGCCAUCUAGGGAAACGAGCUAAUAUACGCGCACAGAGACGAGGCCAACUCGGUGUCGCCGAAGCCUCCCAGGCUGCAUACGUGGCACCCGACUCGGAGUCUGCGGAGCAGAUAGAAGCGGGAGAGGAGGUGAACUUGGACCGCAGCACUGAAGGCAGUGAAGGCAUACCCUUGCGCGGCCCUCUCAGCGCCGGUUCAUCAGUAUCGCUCCUGAGAGCCGAUCCAGGAAGUCUGGCCGAGAUCUCAGCACAAGAAGCCGAGGUUGCAGAACAAGAACAUGCACAGCCUCCCACGAAUGCCACCUCGGGCGGUUCACACCCAGAUUCUACUGCUAGUGACUCGGACAUGGAGGACUUGACACUGCCUAGUACCAUCCACCUAGAGGAUCUCCGCCGCACAAAAGAGAUGAUUGAUCUUCUACGACAGGCGACUCUUGAGACGACAUAG